GUAGAAUCCGCUUCACUCAGGAUCUGGAUCUCUUAAGACACGCAAGGUAUUUGAAGUUCUCUCGAAUCUGUCCUACAUAUUUGCAAAUUGUGAAGUCAGACUACCAGCAAGCACAAAAAUUCCUACUCGACAAAAUGAAAGGCACCAUAAAUGGCGAUCACAGUGCUGUUGCCCAAAGCAAGGUGAAUGGGCAUAUUGAUAUUGUUUCCAAGGAGAAUCAAGUAUUCGUGCUGCGAAAGAAAGGAGACUUCGCGUACGAAACUCGGAGAACACCAAACCUACCUACAAAUCGGCAUGUGUUGGUGAAGAUACUUGCGACAGGAAUAUGUGGGAGUGAUGUAAGAUCUUCUUUUGAGUGUAUAGACAGUGUAUAUCUAACGUCAUCCUCUCGGGUCCAUUACUGGAAACACGGCAAGAUCGGACCAUUCGUCGUCGAGCAACCGCUCGUUCUCGGACACGAAUCAGCAGGGAUAAUCGUGCAAUGCGGAUCAGAAGUCAAGACUCUCAAGCUCGGCGAUCGAGUCGCCAUUGAGCCGGGCGUCCCAUGUCGGAGUUGCGAGUUCUGUCGAGGCGGGAAAUAUAACCUCUGCGACGAGAUGAAGUUUGCUGCGACACCUCCAGUCGAUGGGACGCUUGCAACAUACUACACGGUUCCAGAAGAUUUUUGCUUUAUCCUUCCACCACACAUAUCGAUUGAAGAAGGUGCUCUGGUGGAGCCCCUGAGUAUCGCGGUACACUGCACGAAGCUGGCUUCUGUGUCAAUGGGCCACAAGGUCCUCGUCAUGGGAGCAGGACCAAUUGGUCUCCAGUGCUGUGCAGUUACGAGGGCAUUGGGUGCUUCUGUAGUCAUCGCAACAGACAUAGUUGACUCGAGGCUAGACUUCGCUUCUCAGUAUGCGGCAACUCACACAUCCAAGAUGCAGAAGGAAGUGCCUGAAGUCAACGCCAACAACAUCAUGUUAAAUUGCGGUAUUCCGACCGGAGCAGAUGUUGUGAUUGACGCAACAGGAGUUGCUGCGUGCAUAUCGGCUGGGGUAUUUGCCCUGAAGAAGGGUGGAGUCUUCGUCCAGGCUGGUUUGGGAGCUCCGGAUAUACAGUUCCCAGUUGGCGAGCUGUGUUCCAAGGAAGGCGUGUACAAGGCUAGCUUCAGAUAUGGCCCAGGAGACUAUGCUCUUUCCAUCAAGCUGCUUGAAGGGAAGAAGGUGGACCUCAAGGCUCUGAUAACCCACACCUUCGACUUUGGGUCAGCGGCAGAAGCGUUCGCAUCAACAAGCAGGCAAGAAGGAAUCAAGACCAUAAUAUACGGUCCUAAGGGCGACGCGCUGCCGGUUGGUUCGUAGGAUACAGUUGUGGCUGUCGAACCUCAGAAAUUGAAAUUUCCAGCAUCCCAUAGCCAGAAUUGUCCUAGAUCCUCGACUCUCG
Molecule: messenger RNA, 1422 nt
Organism: Cadophora gregata
Lineage: Eukaryota; Fungi; Ascomycota; Leotiomycetes; Helotiales; Ploettnerulaceae
Exons: 2
Coding region: 135-1340 (401 amino acids)
Biological process (GO): D-sorbitol catabolic process
Molecular function (GO): L-iditol 2-dehydrogenase (NAD+) activity; zinc ion binding
Source: RefSeq, a predicted model, not a curated record